Molecule: messenger RNA, 2174 nt
Organism: Schistosoma turkestanicum
Lineage: Eukaryota; Metazoa; Platyhelminthes; Trematoda; Strigeidida; Schistosomatidae
Source: the annotation of a GenBank genome assembly
AUGGUUUGGACUACAUUAGCUCUAUUCGUUGUUCUGUUUACAUUCGGUACUGGGUUUUGUUUUUAUAAAUGGAAUGUAUUACGUAAAACAACUGAAGGUUCUGAUGAUUUUGAAGUGUCUUUGAAUGUCACUUCCUAUUUUCGUUUAGCAUCAACAUGGCUUGGAUUAGGAAUUAUUUGUGCUCUUCUAUUAGUGAUUAUACUAAUAAUAUUAAUAUUUUUACGCAAUCGUAUUCGUGUGGCCAUUGCAAUAUUAAACGAAACAAGCAAAGCAGUCGCAUCAAUGACAUCUAUAUUGUUUUGGCCAAUUCUACCGUUUAUUCUGGAAUUGAUUGUGAUUGUUCAAGUUUUAUUUGUUGCUAUUUCACUUCGGACAGUAGUUGAUCCUAUUGGAACUAAUAUGACCAAUGAUGAUCUGAUUAUGAAUACAGCAUUUGAAAAUAAAGCUAAACAUGAUUUGAAAGAACUAUUUCAACUGAUUCCAUGUGAUCCUUUAAAAAACAAUUCAGCUGGCAAAGCUUGUCGUUUUCUAUACUAUGGCGAUCGGAAGUAUACAAUCUAUUUACAAUUCUACAAUUUAUUCAUGUUCUUUUGGUUAAUCAAUUUUGUCAAAUCAUUAACACAAAUGACUUUAGCUGGAACAUUUGCUGAAUAUUAUUUUUCACGUCAUGAUAAAAAAUCCACCUCCAAUUGUCCAUUAUUCACAAGUUUAUUUCGAUCAGUUUUUUAUCAUAUUGGUUCAUUGGCAUUUGGUUCAUUUUUAAUUGCACUAUUACAAUGGCUUCGUGUUAUUCUUGAAUAUAUUCAGACAAAAUUAAAAAAAGCUAAUAAUCCUGUUGCAAAUUUUUUCAUGAAAUGUUUAAGUUGUUGUUUUUGGGUACUUGAAAAAUUCUUACGAUUUCUUAAUAGAAAUGCUUUUAUUAUGAUUGCUAUCCAUGGUCAAAGUUUUUGUUCUGCCUCUCGUUCAGCAUUAUCUUUAUUGAUGCGCAAUGUAGUCAGACUUAUUGUGGUUGAUAAAGUGACUGAUUUUAUCCUAUUUAUUGGAAAACUUGUUGUUGUCGGUGUUGUAGGUAGUUUGGCUUAUGUCUAUUUGGAAGGCAUAUUGUUUAAAGGGAAUGAUUAUGUGAAUGAUGCACUAUAUCCCACUAAUCUUCACUAUACAUUUUUACCAUUAGGUAUUAUUAUAUUGUCGUCUUACCUUGUGGCGUCAUUAUUCUCCAGUGUAUUUGAAAUGGGUGUUGAUACAAUAUUUCUUUGCUUCUUGGAAGAUGUGGAGAAAAAUGACGGGUCUGCUGAAAGACCAUACUAUAUGAGCAAAAAUCUUAUGAGUAUUUUAGGUAAACGUAAUGUAUCUUAAAAGUGGUGGUGGUGGUUCAAGUUGUCGAAAUCGACCGUCAACUAUUUUGAAACACGCGAAACGAAUUAUGUGUAAUAUCCGCUGAAUGAAUUGCCUUCAAUGCGCCGACUGUAUGCGUAAAAUGCUUUCUUUUUUCCCUGCGUUUUCUUUUUAAACUUUCACAAAACAAUUUUGUGACGAAACAAAAGAAAAAUAAAAUUCAUUCAUGCCAUCAUCAUUCAUUGUUUUUUGUUUCAUGCUUUUUUAUUAUUUCGUUUCUUCUAUGAUGAUGCUGCUGCUGCUCACUUGCUGCUUUCUGUUUAAUUGUUUAGAUUCUCCUAAUAAAUCAUCUCUUUUCGGCCCCCUUUUUUUCUCAACAAUUAUUAUUAUUAUUCAUAAUAUACAUUUUUUGUUUAAAAGAAAUUGUUAGUCAAUAAUUUUGUUUUUCAUUUGAACAAUAGAUAGUUCAUUUUAAUUCAUCUGUAACUGCCUUAUUAUUAUUAUUAUUAUGACUAAAUCAUGAUAUUGAAAAGCACUUCUUUUUUUUAAAAAAAAAAAAUCAAAAUGACCUUUUCAACUAGACAAAAACAAUGCUGACUAAUCUCAAUGUUCAAUUUUUCUAAACUUUUUUCUAAAAAUUUUUAUAGGAGAAAACUGUUUGCAAUAUUGUAGUUAAAAUAUAGCAUGUGUUAUAACUUGAUAAGUUUUGUUCGAUAGUCCAGCUUAGUAGCUUUUGGAACUAGACUCAAAUGUUUUAUUUCAGCUGUGGUUGGUCAUUUAAGUGUUCACAAUUUGAACUUGCUUACUAGAUUUCUAUCAUUCUAACUACUCAUUCCCUU